GGGGUUGUCAAAACUCACUUGCUCCUGUCUAAAUUGCUACACUGAGUUUUGGAAACACAAAUCAUCAGCAGCAGCAGCAAUCAUGCCGAGGCGAUCAGCGCAGGAGUGGAUCCGGUUGUCUUUACGCACACCGGGCAUCCUGAUCUUCGGGAUGGUUUUGUCUCCCUGCGGAUGGAUCCUGGAUCUGACCGCCACCGUGGCCCCAAACUGGAGGACCCUCCACGACAUCCCGAACACCCCGGAGAAUGAAUUCAUCCAGCAAGGAAUCUGGGACAUCUGCAGGGCCACCUCAACCAACACGAGAGCGGAGUGCAACCUGCAGGACACCACAUAUUUCGGCAACCAGAUCAUCGAGGUCGCGCAGGGUCUGAUGGUGGCCUCCCUCAUUGUGACUCUAAUCGGGCUCGCCGUGGCCAUCCCGGGGGUCCGCUGCUGGAAAGACAGGCCCAACUGGACAGUGGCCGGCCUGGGCGGACUGCUCAUCUUCCUCUCGGGCGUCAUGACCAUCAUCCCCAUCGCUUGGUACACGCACAUCCUCGACGAGGUCUCAACGGUGUCACCUCUCAUCAGCGUGCGCGUCGGCUACUGCAUCAUCCUGGGCUACAUCGGGGGGAUAAUGGAAAUCCUGGCAGGCUUCGUCAUGUUCAUCGGGAUCUGCCGUUGCUGCGGCGGGAAGAACAGAGGUGAGGUGCGGGUGGAGGAGGUCAACCGCGCCCGGUUCAGCCACCAGAAGCAGCCUCCGAGACGCGUGGAUGUACCCAGCCUGAACCGGGCCAGGAGCAGCGCCAGCAGCGUCCCGUACUCAAAGGACUCCAUGGAUGAUGAUGUGUCCUUCCCACGGGCCAAGACCCCCGCAGCCCGGUCAGUCAACACCUCCUACAGCGGCAGACCCUAUGAUGCUGACCUAUGAGGGGCGCAUGGCUCACAUCUGUCUCCAUGGAGACGCACAGAAAAUCACAAGGGUGAAGAACUUUAAGAUGGACAUCAUGUAGGAGGAAGCAAUGGUGAUUACUUAAUGACUUUAUAGUAAAACUGUGCCAUAAUAUUCUGGAGUGUUGCAGUAAUAACAUCAAACACACUAAUACCAUAAUUAUUUAGAGACCAUUAAGGAAUAUUGUAGGAAUAUUUCAGUGGCACCAAAAGAUCAAACACCUUAACUAUUAUGAAAUCACUGUGAUCUCACUAUUAAGUGAAGCAGUUCCUCUUUGAGUAGGCUACUACAGUGUUUCAUCAUCAGGACAGUAACACUUACAGGCAUGCAUCUUUAAUAGUGUUUAAUGAUGUGUGAGUGACAGAGCCAGGGCUGCAGUUUAAUGUGGCCGCAGAUGAGGCUCAUUAUGGCCUCAGCUGGGUUAUGAUUAAUUCUAGCAUCAUUAUGAUACAUGAGAGGUGCUGCGAGCAGUGAAGACGGGAUGAAUAUUAUAGUGUGAGGAAUGUGGAGAAUACUGUGUUAUUGUAACCGAGACAUAGUUGAAGCGAUGAAGAAAAAGUGGUGUUGAGUUAAAGUUAACUUUUCCAUCCUGCAUUUGAUGCUGAACUCCAUCUGUAAACAACUUUUGCAUUUUGUUCUGUGUACAUUGGCUUUUCUUUUUCUUUUUUUUAAUGUAAAUACUGUGUUCUCAUGCACUUUUCAAGUAUGACCAACCUUGUAAGACAACAGGGCAUCUGUUGGGAAAGAAAGCAUCCUUAAGAGAUCGAUAUUGUUCAAACUGCUCUGUGAUACAAGUGCUGUUUAAUAAAUGUGCACUGUUUCCUAAUAA
Epinephelus lanceolatus (giant grouper) is the source of this 1760-nucleotide messenger RNA. RefSeq names its product claudin-23. Gene Ontology annotation, cellular component: bicellular tight junction; membrane. The record is from RefSeq and is a predicted model, not a curated record. Gene Ontology annotation, molecular function: structural molecule activity. Lineage: Eukaryota; Metazoa; Chordata; Actinopteri; Perciformes; Serranidae.